UCCUUCGGACCAAAAACCGAUUCUAGGGUUUUAACAUUGGACACGGAGACCAAAGAUGGAUCAACCACGCAUCUAAAAAAAAAAACAAAAGAUGGAUCAACCACUUCACCCAUCCGGCGACGCACAUCCGCCAUAAAUCUCCGAGCUUUUAGAAGAGGAAUCUUUGGUGCUUCUAGUUCUUGCGCAGUGAAAUUGUUCAAGAACUCUGACGCCCAGCCGCCGGCUCGAUGCAUAUCCGGCGACGCCUGCGCGGCGGCGGCGGUCGAGGCCCCAUCUUCGCCUAUGCGCCUGCCUCGGCCUGGUCUUGUCCGUGCCAGUGCGCAGGCCGCGCUAUUUGAGUAUCUCCAUUCCACCCGGGGGAUGGAGUUCACACUCGCCGAGCACAUGAGCAAGAAUUCCCCGGUGUUCCUUGCCGGCCUCCUGGGCAAUGUGGACACUGGCGGCGGUGUCGAUGUGAGAUGCUCAGUCUCUAGGUUCCUCCAGUACCAGCCUAUCAAUGAGUUUGAGCCCUUCUUGGAGAGCAUUGGGCUGAGCUCGUCAGAGUUGAGGAAGUUCUUGCCAAGUGAUUUGAUAUACCUGAAUGAUGCCGUCGACUUGCUGGAGAAUUACAAAGUACUUUGUGAUUAUGGCGUGCAACGGACCAAGAUUGGUAAUGUGUACAAGGAGGCCAAUGAGGUGUUUGGUUAUGGACGCGGCAUGUUGUACCUGAAACUCCAGCAAUAUGAGCAGCUUGGAUUGAGCAAGACAACAAUCGCCAAGCUUGUAGUUUGUUGCCCCAAGCUCCUGAUUGGCGAGGCCAACCUUGAGUUUCUGCAGGUUUUUGAUAAGCUGAAAGCCUUUGGUAUUAUGUUGGUGUUGUUUAGAGGGGGGUUGUCAGAUAAGAGCAUGCACAACUGGAGCCGAACUCUUAGAAUGCUCGAAUUUCUUGAAAUGACAGGUUCCAACAACAAGGCUCUAUUGGUAAGGCUGAUCAAAGAACAUCCAAGAUUUGUGUUUGGCCAAUCUGGUAAGAGGUUGUAUCUUCUUGUCAGCCUGCUGUGCAAAUUUGGCAUUCGGAUAGAUACCAUGCUGCAGUUGUUCAUGCAGUGCCCAUGGAUUCUAAACUUGGAUUUUCCAAAGAAUCUGCGGAAAUCGGUGAAAUUCUUGUCUCACAUAGGAAUGGAGGCAUUCGACAUUACUCGGGUUGUUUCCACUUGCCCUGAAAUUCUUGGUGCUAGUUCUUGUCAGAGUGUUGCUGAUGUGUUGUCUACCAUGAACAUGUCUGCCGAGAGGUUAUGUGAUAUCCUAAAGGAUGACCCUAUGCAGUUUGGCAAUUUGGUAUCGAAGAAAAAAUUUCCAGCUGUGACAAAGAUGGACAGCUUUUAUCUUGGAGAGAAGGCUGAAUUCUUGCUGAAGAUUGGCUUCAUUGAGAACUCCGACGACAUGUCAAAGGCAAUGUCCCAAUUUCGUGGCCGAAGUGACAAGCUUCAAGAGAGGUUGGAUUGCUUGGUAGAUGCUGGAUUGGACUAUGAGAAUGCCUGCAGCAUCAUCAAAGUGGCCCCACAAAUACUGAACAUGUCAGUGGUUAUGAUCAAGAAAAAACUGAGCUACCUUCUGAAUGACCUUGGAUACACUCUUGAAUAUUUUGUUGCUUUUCCAAUGAUUCUCGGGUACAGUUUGGAAAAGAUGAAGCUAAGAUUCACAAUGUACAAGUGGCUCACCGAAAAUGGUGUCAAAAUCCAACCAACGAGCAAGAACAAGGUAAACAAGUCCAUGGUUGCCUUGAGUACCAUCAUGGCACGUUCAGAUGUCAGGUUUGUGAAUCAAUAUGUGAAUCUUCAUCCUGGUGGACUGGAUCAAUGGGAAAGGUUGAAGAAUCAUGUGAGAAGUAUUCAGUAGGAAUUAAGAGAGAAAUAUUUAAUUUAAUUUUGAAUAGAUAUAUACAUUUCAAUGCUCAGUUGUGUGCAUGGCUAAAAUACAAAUCUUGAACAUCUCCAUAAAAAGCCGUGGCCGAAAACUAAGUUUCUGUAUUUAGAGGUCUGAAAUGUAGAACUUAACUGAAAGACUAGUAGGACAUACUUGGAUGAGGAGGUAUCUCUUUGGAAAGCUCUGGUAUUUAGUUUUUAGUAUUUUGUUAUAGGAGCUACCAGCUUAACACCAUUGUAUAAACUUGAUACUAACAAGUUGACCAGUGGCAUAAGACUUAUGGCCAGUCAGUUUCCAGAUUACAUUUCUUUCGUAA
This is a messenger RNA of Lolium perenne, 2221 nucleotides long. RefSeq names its product transcription termination factor MTEF18, mitochondrial. NCBI's taxonomy places the organism in Eukaryota, Viridiplantae, Streptophyta, Magnoliopsida, Poales, Poaceae. Gene Ontology annotation, molecular function: double-stranded DNA binding. Gene Ontology annotation, biological process: regulation of DNA-templated transcription. The record is from RefSeq and is a predicted model, not a curated record.